AUGUCCACAGUUGAUCCUUGGGCAAAAGAUACACUCACUUACCACCAAAAUGUUGGAGUUGCAGGAUCUGGUUCAAAUGGCCUUCUUUCUUCUUUGCUGGGAGUUGGAUGCGAGUGUGAGGGGUAUAGCAUUCGCAUAGUGGGGCAUUCCCUAGGAGGUGCGAUUGCCACAUUGAUUGGACUCAGACUAUACCACCGAUACCCAAAUUUGCAUGUCUAUACAUAUGGGGCCCUUCCAUGUGUGGACUCGGUUGUAGCAAAUGCAUGUUCUGAAUUUGUUACAAGCAUUGUAUACAACAAUGAAUUCUCCUCACGCCUAUCAGUUGGAUCAAUCAUGCGGCUUCGAGCAGCUGCAAUUACAGCAAUGUCACAAGAUUCAGAAACUGAUACAGCUAUGAUACUAAGGCUUGCACGCCAUUUUCUCCAUGUAAGCAAGUACCAGCAAAAUGGGACCAAGGUAAAGGAUUCAGCUUCAGAUAUCACUUCUAGGGCAAUCACAGAUGAAAAACUGAACCACCACAUCUAUGAGAGUCAGUAUCAGGUUAAUAUUAAAGUGUGCAAUGAUGAGGAUCAAGAUUUAAUCUCGUGGGAUGAUGCUGACAUGGAGGACAGAGUUAUUCAAAGUGAUCAUGAUGAAUUCACCAACCCCUUUUCCAAUGAUGUCAUUUCAAAUCAUGACCCUGUGUCUCAAUUUAUGGAAAGUGUCCCAAGAUCGGAAAGUUUGACAUCUAGGGAUCCCCCAGAGAUGUAUCUACCAGGGCUUGUGAUUCAUAUAGUACCGCAACCAAGAAGCUUCGAUAUGUUUCAGUGUAGAGGCAGCGCAGUCCAAGAGAAGACGCAAUGUCAUAAGGCUUAUAUUGCAAACAGAGAAAGCUUCAAAGAUAUUAUUGUGUCACCAUCAAUGUUUCUCGACCAUCUUCCUUGGAGAUGUCACGAUGCAAUGAAACAGUUAUUGCAAGCUCAAAGAUCCCAGGUCCAAAGUUUGCAAGUUCGAAGCUCCCAGCUUGUUCCUAAUCAACCUGAGAGUAUGUGA
Prunus armeniaca (apricot) is the source of this 1032-nucleotide messenger RNA. NCBI's taxonomy places the organism in Eukaryota, Viridiplantae, Streptophyta, Magnoliopsida, Rosales, Rosaceae. The record is from the annotation of a GenBank genome assembly.